Schistosoma guineensis is the source of this 3812-nucleotide messenger RNA. The record is from the annotation of a GenBank genome assembly. NCBI's taxonomy places the organism in Eukaryota, Metazoa, Platyhelminthes, Trematoda, Strigeidida, Schistosomatidae.
AAAAACAAAAACGAAAUGAACAAAAUAGUUAAGAACUAAUUGUUAAGGAAAUUAUUUGUAAACAGGAAUGGAAUCUAGCGAGGUCAACUGUUCAGAGAAUUCGGCUGUUCAAGAAACCACAACAACUAUUACGAUUACAUCUACUAGCACUGUAAAUAAUAUAACUACCGAUAAGACUACUGAAGAUCAUUAUGAUUAUGAUGACAAUCAAACUGAAGUAUUAACAAAGACAAUUCAUUCACAUAUGUCUAAUAGUAAUGAUUUACAAUCAAGUAUUAAUUCUCAUGAAACCACUGCCUCAGAAUCAAAGGUAGUUGAUCAUGAAACAGAAAAUCCACAGAAUCAUAACAAAACAAAUGUAAUAACUACUGGAAUAAUGAUAAUAAGAAAUGAAACAAUAAAUCCUCAUAUUGAUACAUUCAAUAAUGAAGUGAUUCCAAUGAACACUGAUGUUUCCAUAAAUGAGAUUGAAACGAAACAAGACAAAACUCAUACGGAGAUAAGUCAACAACUACAAGAAAACAAUUUGGAAAAUAAUCAAGAUAUUAAAACAGAAGUUGAAUUAUCUUUAAUAAAAAAUUCACCGGAUAUAUCAACCCAUAAAUCAUCGAUUAGUAAUCAUUCAUCAAUAAAUCAAUCAACUGAACAUUAUAUUACAACACAAGAGGAAUCACUUAUAAAUAAUGAUAAAGAUGAUGAGAGAAAUAGUCCAAAACAUCCAUAUCGACCACCUCCACCAAAAUUAAAUCAAACUAAACAUACAUCAGUAUCUCUUUCAUAUAGUGGAGGAGAAAAUGAUGAUGUAAUAAGUAAAAAUGAUAAGUUAAAUGACAAUUCACAGAUAGAUGAUAGUAAUAAUAAUUAUGAAACUAAUGUGAAGACAUCAAUAAAACAACAGCCGAAUGAAAACGAUGUCGACCAGCAUAAACCUCAAUAUAAACGUCCAACAAUCAAAUCAAAUAUUAAACAUGUAUUUACUAAUCUGAGAAAAAGUUUUAAACGUAAAGAUAAACCAUCAAUCAAACGUGUAGUUAAUGAUCAUGAUAAUGUUGAGAACAAUCAUACAUACACUACUCAACAACCAAUGACAACACAUGCAUAUAAUAAUAAUAACGAUUAUAUUGAUCAUAGAAAUAAACAGUCAAAUUUUCCUUCAAGUUCAUCUUCUCAUCAGGAAUAUCAUCAUCAGUAUUAUAGAAAUUCCAAUGAAAUACAAGAAAAUCAAUCACAAUUAUCCAAUGCACAAUCCUUGAAUAUCUCAAUUACUGAUUCAUUACAACAACUUAAAAGACCAGAAGAAGAUAUUGAUAUAAUAUAUUCUACUGAAAUUAUUGCACCACCAGCAAUUCCAACUAAAAUGUCAUCUGAUCCAAAUAAUCCUAUUUAUGUGAAUCAUUCAAUUAAACCAAAUAGACCACCAACUAUAGAUAGAAAAGAAACUGAUGAAAAUGAUAAGCAUGUUUAUGCAAACAGUCAAGAAUUACGAACUGCAUUAAAGGCAAAGGAGUUUGCGGCGUCAGCUAUAGUCGACAGUGUGGUAUCCAACAGAGAAACUUAUUGGAAAGACGAAUUAAAUAGUCGAGAUACAACUAUUCAGCCAUUAAACAUGAAUUAUCAACAAUAUUAUUUAACAAGAAGUGAACACUCAACACCUAAUCUAUCGAUUAGAUCACAAAGUUACCCAACUAAUAAUUAUCAUGAACAAAAGAAGCUUUAUUUAACAUCAGAUUUUCUUUCUACCCAACAUCAGUUGUCGUCGCAAAAACCGACACGACCAAGUAAUCCACCACUUCUAUCCCCUAUGGAUCAUCAUCAAAGACAAGAUAAAUUAGAUGAAAAAAAUCGGAUAGGUAUCCGCCGAUUGGAUUUAAUGAAUUCAAUAAAUCCCGGUGACAAAUUUACAGAUUAUGAUCAUGGACAUUUCAACGAUACUGUUGGAUAUUAUAACACAGAGAUGAUCAUCCAGAGGAAUACUCCAUUAUCAAUUCAAUAUCAACCAAAUCAUUCGUAUACAAUGAGAUCAGAGAGAAGAAUUGUAUCACCUGGAAGUUUGGAUAGAAGAUAUCCACAAGAAUAUGAUCAAUAUUAUUCAUCACCUGAAGCACGACGUGUACAAACAAUGAGAUAUACAGAUUAUCCAACAAGACCUCGUGUUUAUCAACCAACAUAUCAAGCCGCAACUAUGUCAUUUAAUGAAUUUGAUCAUCAUUAUAAUAAUGGUGGUACAUUAAAACCGCGUAAACCAAAAAUUAUUACAGAACGAUAUAAAUGUAGUGAAGUAUAUAAUUGGCCACCGAAAUUUCCAAAAUUAAAACGACAUAAAACUAAUCCACCAAAACAAAUACAUACUGCACAAGAUCAUAUUGUAAUUAAACAACAAUUAAAAACUACAGCAGGAAAUAAUUAUUCACCUACAGUUCAACAAACAGAACCAAAUACAGAACAAAUACAUUGUACUAAGAUAAACAAUCAAUAUCAAUCACCGAAUUACAAAAGAGAAAUAAGUGUUUCGCCAGAACGACAAGUAACUAGUCUUCAUUCAUUACAAAGAUCGACUCUGUUAGAAAAAUCUAAUCGAACACCGGGCACAGAGACACGUGAUCAAUUAUUUAUAGCAGAUUACAAACUAACACCAAACAAUCAGAUUGGGUCCACAAAACCUGAUGCAUUAGCUUUACCAUAUUUCGCCAAAAUGACAGAAAAUAAACGAUUUUCAAAAUUCCACUAUAAUACUACCACUAGUACUACUACUACUAAUAAUAAUAAUAAUAAUAAUAACAAUAUUGCUAUGUCUGCUGAAGUAAUGCGUUCCGAUUCACCAAAAUCAUUAGCUUCAUUGAUAGAUGCAUUGAAAACUAUACAUCCAUUACUUUAUAAUUUAAAUGAGAAUCAUAUCCCUUUAUCAUUAACCGAUCAUGAUAACAAUGAAAACUCGAAAUUAUUCAUUCAUUGUUUAUCAGAAUAUUUAUUCACAUGUAUGAAAUUGCGUUCAUUAGAUUUAAAAGGUGAAUUUGUUACAUUCUUAUUUCCAUUAAAACAUUUCAAUGAACAAUUAUGGAAUAAAUAUGGUACAAUUGAUGAUUGGAAUGAAUUAUCUGUUGUUUGUGAACCGAAUACAAACUAUGAAUAUGUUGUAUUGAAUACAGCCAACGAAUCAUCACAAAAAAUCAGAUUUCCUAAAAAAACAAUCGAUAAACUAUUAACAAAUUGGUUAGAUAAUCAAACUACAAAAACACCUUCGCCAGGAAAUCGACAUUCAUUGGAAAGCAAAAAUAAUACAGAGAAACAUUCAGAUGAUAAAUUACUUCAUUCAAUUAGUUUAGCUGUGACAUUAAAAACGUUGUUAAAUUUAUUUGAAAAACAUGAAAAAGUAGAAAGUGAUGAACAUCACCCUCAUCAAGAACAACAACAAAAACAACCACAACCAUGUGUAGAUCUAUUUCUAACUUGUAUUAAACUUAAUGUACUACUAAGUUUAAGUGAAUGUUUAGAUAAAAAUAAAUCAAUCCAAUUUAACUUAAAACCAGAACAUAUUUUACUUAUAUUAACACCAUCUAAUUGUUUAACAAUUUUUAAACAUUAUGAAAAAAUACAAAAUAAUAAACAAAAUGAGAAACCAGCUAAUACUGAUGAUGAUGAUAAUCAUAAUGAGACUCAUGAUCUACAAUCAUUAUUAAAAAUAAUGAAUAUUCAAUAUGAUUCAAUGAAUGAAAGUAUCAAUGAUUUAAUCAAACAAUUAUAUGAAAUUAUACAACAUAAAUAUCAAUAUUCAGAUAUGAUUACAUCAUUAUUGAAAUCAGUUGCACCACCAG